Messenger RNA from Crotalus tigris (Tiger rattlesnake), 1648 nucleotides. RefSeq lists its product as uncharacterized. NCBI's taxonomy places the organism in Eukaryota, Metazoa, Chordata, Lepidosauria, Squamata, Viperidae. The transcript has 2 exons. The coding region runs from base 126 to 1010 and encodes 294 amino acids. The record is from RefSeq and is a predicted model, not a curated record.
AAUAUUUACCUAGAUGCAGGCGAGAGGUCCAUGGGAAAGCUUGCCAGAAAGAGGUCGAAGCAAGAUUGAACUCUCAAACAAGUUUAUAAAAGCAACCAGCUUGCAACAGAAAGAUUUGCUACUUGAUGGAGAGAUGCAGGAGAGACGAAGGGAUGAUGAAAGUUAUAUGGACAACGAACGUUCCAGAACUUUGUUGUGGAGCUAGGAAGCACACUGAGGACCAGAGAGAUGAGAAGUCUGGGCAGUCUGGAUGUUCGGAAGCGCCAGCCUGGCAGCCUCAGGAAUCUGAUUGUCUCCCUUCCAUCUUCCUGGCAACUUUCCUGGCCCUCGUCUUUGUCUCCGUGUCAGUGGUCCUGCUUUGUCAUGAGAAUGUCCACCUUCCUUUGAGGGACCUCAAGGACUUGAGUCCCCAGAGUGUUCAUCUGCCCAAGGAAGUUGUCCAAUCUCUUCAUCUUUUCUUCCCAAACCAGCUGGAAUCCACCUGGAGGACAUUCCUGCGAUAUGUUGGCAACCCUCUGAGGAAGUCUCAUUUAGAGGAUCCUUGGAUCCUGGUUGGAAUUGGCCCUGGAGAUGCAAGCCGGACCCUUCUCUGCUUCACGAAGAUGACGCUGUCCUUACUGACUCAGCAAAAACCCCUAAGUGUCGAGUUUCUGGACUCACCCAGCCCUUGGCUUCCUCCGAUGGGUUCUUCUGAAAACAGGACCUGGGUGAUCACCAGCGUCAAGGUUCUUCGGGGAGAGAAGAGUCUCCUGAGUGGAUUGGUGGUGUCCUUGCAAAGUCUCCGGAAUGGAAAAGGGGAAGCCACCAAGAAGACAUUUGCCCUCGUGGGGAAGGGCGUGGAGCAGAUCUGGGAGAAGUUCCUGCUGCAAAGAUCGAUCCCUUCGCUGAUCUCUGGAGUUUUGAGCUUGAAUCCCGAAAGGAGACCAGAUGAGAUGAUGGUUGACCAGGAGAACUUUCUUGUUCUCUUCAUCACCUUUGAGCAGUAUUUGGAAAGUGGGUUGGUUUGCUAAAGGAGGCUCAUGUUCUAUGUGCUGUCCUUUCCUUCCACAGAGAGCUUUCUUCUAAUUAAUUGGGGACAGGUAGAAUGAAAGGCCUACCCUAACGGGGAACCAAGAAGGUAGAAUGUCAGGCAAACCUGUCUGGGAAGUGGGAAAAUUGCUAUGAUUUAUGAAGGGACAGGGGUGAAGAACAGUGUUCAGGCUAGGGAAGUGAAGACCUGCAAGUAGGAACCCAGAUUUUCUGUGGACCCGAGCAUUUAUUAGCACCCAUGAAAUAAAGAUGGAAGAGUGGACCUUACAGGUUUCUUUGUCGUGAAGAUCUGCCCAAGAGAAUGACCCUAGAGCAGUGUUUCUUCCACUUUGGCCCCCUUACAAUGGUAUGGACUUCAACUCCCAGAAUUCCCCGGCCAUAAAGAACAAAAAGAAUUGAUUUGUCCAGCUUUUCCCAAGUGUUGCAAUCCGGACCGCGAAUAAAAGUCCUGCAAUCUUGCUUGUAAACUGAUGAUUGGACACACGUUCUGCUACACCUGUACUUAAAAGCUACCUUAUUAAAGCCUGAACUAUCUGCCGAGCCAGGGUGUGGGAAUUGUCCAGGGUGUAUGUUUACAUUUUAGCAAAGUCCCCAGACCUUCCAGUAAAGAUAUCUCGCA